Molecule: messenger RNA, 2423 nt
Organism: Agrilus planipennis (emerald ash borer)
Lineage: Eukaryota; Metazoa; Arthropoda; Insecta; Coleoptera; Buprestidae
Product: transcription elongation factor B polypeptide 3
Exons: 8
Coding region: 372-2216 (614 amino acids)
Biological process (GO): transcription elongation by RNA polymerase II
Cellular component (GO): nucleus; elongin complex
Source: RefSeq, a predicted model, not a curated record
UUUGAAUAUCAACAUCCAAUGUCAGUUGAGUACUUGACCUUUUCAUUGGUUUUAUUUAUAGUAUGCCGGAGUAUUUAAUACCUAAACAAUUGCUUAUUGAUAAGAAACGUGCAGUGUUAUUUGGUGUAAUGGAUGGCCCAUGGUAGGGCCCAUGGUUUUCUCGUAUCUAUAUGCUUUCAUCAAUGACCAUAGAUAAGGGAUAAAUAAUACUUAUUACGCCACUCCGCUUCAUAUAUCUAUUAUCUAUGUUUGACGCAUGUUUGACGUUAGAUUUGACAUUGUAGAUGAAACAGCUGGCUGCUGUGAACUCGUGAAUUCUUUUACAAUAAAUUGUAUAUGUAUUCUUAAUAUUUAAAUCAUUUGAAAAAAUUAUGGAAGAGAAAGACGAAAUGUACGAUUUGAUAUGUCACUAUCAAAAAAAUUUAGUAAGAUGUGCCGAAAAAAAUAACGAAGAAAAAAUGUUAUAUUACAUUAACAAAUUAAAAAGGCUCCCAAUGACGGUUUCUUAUCUUCAACAAACAGGUGUAGGUAAAACAGUUAACAGUGUUAGGAAAAUGGGUGGUGAAGUAGCUACACUAGCCAAAUCACUUAUUUCGUACUGGAAAGAAGUGGUAGAAAAUGAGAGCAAAAUACAAAAUGACGAAGAAGAGGGCUAUGAAAGUGACGCAAGAGAAUCCCCAAGACAAAAAGAAGAAAAAUAUACCAAAAUUAAAAAUAAUCAGUACUCAAAAGUUUCUAAUUUCCAUCAUAAACAUUCUCAUAGGGAGAACCACAAAACAUCACGAUAUUCAAUGAACACUCAGGAAGAAUCAACACUCAGGAAGAACCAAACAGAUCUAUCAGAAAAUAAAAAUGGUGAAAUUAAUGUAAAAAAAGACAGAGAAGAAAAUCGAAAAAACUCCAUCAAAAGAAAACACAAAGAACAUGAAGAAAGUAGCAGUAGUAGUAGUAGCAGUAAUAGUAAAAAUCACAGAAAAUCUGAUAAUUCAAAAUCCUCUUCAAGUUUUAAAUCUACAAGCAAACAUAGUAAUCAUUCAACUGCUAACAGGAAAAAUCAGAAAUCAUUAGUCAAAGAAAAAAAGUCUCAUUCUGAUGGCAAAAGCUCCAGCAAAGAAAACAGUUCUAAUUCCAAAAAAAGAAAAACUGGUAAAUCAUCGACAAAGGUAUCAGAUGAAGGUAUUGAUUGUGGUUCAGGCACAAGUUUUGCAGAGGCGUUAGGUAUGCUGGAAUCCAGCAGUUCUAGCAAAGUUAGAAGAAAAGAAAAAAAUUCAACACCUUUGAAUUCUGAAAACUGUAAUAGUCAUGGGUUAACAUCUUCACCCAAAGAAACACCAACUGAUACAGAGGAAUGUCUAUCACCUUGUUUAGAAAGGACACCUCCUCUUAUAUCAAGUGCUAAGCUUGAGCCUCUUGAUAUAAAUUUGUCUAGCUUACUUCCAGAAAUUACACCUCAUUAUCGCCCUUUAGGAAAUACCACAGACAUUCAAAGUUUAAAAAUGAAGAAAAUAGCCGACUAUGAAGCUUUAUCUGCUGGGAUCACAUCAAAAACUCAAAGGACUAAGGUUUAUUCCGGUAAUAAAAGCAGUUGGGGGGUGUCUUCGUUAUUUGACAUGUGUAUUCGUGUUUUACAAGAGAACAUAGAUGCUCUUGAGUAUACCGGAGGCGUGCCAUAUAGUAUUCUGAAACCGGUCCUGGACCGGUGUACGCCAGACCAACUUUUUAUGAUGGAACAUUACAAUCCGUAUUUGAUCGAGGAUACCGACGAAUUGUGGAAAUUUCACUGUCAAAAAGAAUUUAGAGCGAAAAAGAGAGAAGAAAUGGAAACAUGGCGCGACAUGUACAUGCGAUGUCUUGACGAAAGAGAGGCCAAACUGAAAGCUUUGACGUCGAAUAUAAAGCAAUCGCAAGAGAAAUCGCAGCCCGUCAGGCAAACGAUGUUAGCUUACGUUGAUAGCGUGGCUAAACCUCCCAGAAAUGUUGCCAGAAAACAGGUGAAAAAUGGGAUAGACAACAAACCAGUCAUAACGCCUUCUUUAAGAUUAUCUGCGCUAGCGACAAGUGGAGACGCAGGAAAAGUUUGCGUUCCUAACCCUGGCAAAUUAGCCGUUACCUCUGUUAAUUCAGGUUCAAGCAAUCAUGCGUCUGCUUUAAAGCCAAAAAAGGCUCCCCUGAUGCAAAAAGCACUGGCGCUUAUAAAGAAUAGGUACCGAAGGUGAAUCUUCGUUCUCUUUUGGAUUUAUCUUUUAUUGAUUUUGGAUUCAAGUGGACCUAUUGCUAAUCAGUUUUUAAUUAUCCCGGGAAUUAUUCUGUACCACAACGUAUGUAAUUUUAUGUAAAUAUUAUUUACCUGCAGAAGUUUUAAGGAAUUUUAGACACAUCAAUUGCAAGGAAUAAAACUAUUAAAAAUAGAGGUAUUUUGUUGA